UAUUCUUUGCGACAACUGCUUUCAUUGAAAUAAACAGGGUGAUGGGUGUCAACAAUUUAAAACACGAACAGAAUGUCGGCACGGUGUUGUUCGAUAAAAGCGACGCCGGUAAGCAGUGCUGGACCACGGAGGAAUUUAUUAUGUUAAACAGUAGACGGAUGUUCCAAGAUUUACUACCGAAGGUGAAAACCUUGAACUACGAGGACGAUCGGUACAUUGCUCUGCUGAUGGAUUACUUUCACAUUUGUUUGGAGAGCGUGCGUAAACUGGCGAUCGGAAAAACGAAACACCUGAUGCUGAAAGCUCUGGCGGACACUAUGGGAGGCUACUUGGAAGUUUACAUCCUGCCUCUAACCAGACACUCCUAUUACGCGGGGAACAUAAAAUAUCGUAACGCCCGGAAGCUCAUCGAGCUGCACGAGGAGCUGAAGAUUUUCCUGCGAAGCAACGGGGCUGGUUGGUUGAAACCCUCCAAGGAGAAGACGCAAUCGAAAAUCCCAUCGAUCGUGAUCACACCGCCGAGAUCGGGCGCGGCGUGCGAGGGCCUAAUCACCUACGGAGCUUCAGCGAACAAUAACAAUCGAGAGAUUCACCAUUCCGCGUUCAAGAAGUCGAAGAGACACGCGUCGAAGCAUAAAUCGUCGAAACAUCAGAAGCGAGACAAGCUUACGAAGAGGGAUAAUUCCGUUACCAUUCCUCUUCCAUUUUUGGACGAUGACACGGAACCGAACAGCAUCGCGUUGCCGUUCAAGAAGAACAGUUUGCAGUCCUUGCAUACCGAACAAUCGGCGUUCGUUUUGGUGAAAUAUUACAUAGCCAGCGUGAAGUGCAUAGAAUCGAAGUCGAACUCGGGAACGCAGCUGAAAACGUUCAACCAGGAGCUUUUCAACUGGCUGCAGCAAUCCGUUCAACAUCAUCUCGAUGACGAGAAAUGGUACCCAGGUUUCGGUGGCGUUUUGAGGGUGAUCACCACGCUGGAGGAAUCAGUGGGAACCGGUCUUACGACGUGGAGAAAAAGCGGUGCCUAUCAGACGAUGCCCAAAAUAGGCGGUCAACCGACCGUCGAGUCGGAGGAUGCUCUGUCACCGCUUUACAAAGACGGUGACGCCGGGUUCACGUUGGGCACGACGGAAUUGAUAUCGAUUGCAGUAGUGAGCGCGUUGCUGGUGUGGUUGCUGGUCGGUCUGAGCCUGGUGUGCUAUAGAUUCCUCACGAAACACUCGGACGAGUGCAGUCCCUGCGAGCCGCAGCAACCACCCGUUGCCGUUUUAUACGAGAAUAAGGAAUAUUGUCAGAAUGACAUGUGCACCCCGCAAGCACCCCGUCAAUACAUAGUCAAUAAGUUCAGGGAAUAUUGGAAAAAAAAAUUCAGUAAAUGUCGUGGUAGUUUGAACGAUCCUUUCACCGAUGAAGAACGAUGUUUGGCCGCUAUCAGUUACACUAGCAAAGACACGGUCGAUGUCAGCAAUAGUAGCAGAAGUUAUCAAAAACAGAAAUUCACCAAAUCCGUUUCAGCAACUUAUUCAAGUUUUCGGAAGGAGCGUGUGCCCAUCAGGUUCCACCUCCUCCGGCAAGGGUACCAACACCCCUUUGACACGGAUGUCGCCGUCAGGCGUUUUAAUUUUAUUACACCUGCGUUCGACAAGGAGGGCUCGCAGUCGAUUGCACUUCGUUAUGCCAGCCACGUUCGUGCCGACUGCAUUCAAUGA
This is a messenger RNA of Dufourea novaeangliae, 1709 nucleotides long. RefSeq lists its product as uncharacterized. The record is from RefSeq and is a predicted model, not a curated record. Lineage: Eukaryota; Metazoa; Arthropoda; Insecta; Hymenoptera; Halictidae.